CCAUCCUCUUUGCCAUUGCUGUGUUCGGUCCUGCUUUUGGAUACUUGCUGGGAUCUGUGGUGCUGCGUCUUUUUGUGGAUAUUGGAAGAGUUGACAUUGCUACAGUGGCCCUGACACCGAGGGACCAGAGGUGGAUUGGAGCCUGGUGGCUAGGACUGCUGAUCUCCUCGGGCUGCUUGGUGCUCACGUCUAUCCCUUAUUUCUUUUUCCCUCGGUACAUGCUGAAAGGAGAGGACCCAAACGCAGAGGCUGGCAUGCUCAGGAAGAUGGAGAAGGGGAUGACUGAAGAAACGUCCCUGCUGGAGUUUAUAAAAAGAUUCCCAAAGAUCUUCCUCAGACUGCUCCUCAACCCCCUCUUCAUCCUCCUGGUGUUGGCUCAGUGCAGCUUCUCCUCAGUCAUUGCGGGUCUGGCCACUUUCCUCAACAAGUUCCUGGAGAAGCAGUAUGGUGCCUCCUCCUCCUAUGCCAACUUUCUCAUAGGAGCUGUGAACCUGCCAGCAGCAGCACUCGGGAUGCUCUUAGGAGGAAUCAUCAUGAAACGCUUUGCCUUCUCUCUCCGGGCCAUCCCCCGGUUUGCUGUAGUGGUCCUUAUUUUCUCCAUCCUCAUCUGCCUACCCCUUUUCUUCAUGGGCUGCUCCACAGGGCACAUCGAUGGGAUCUACCUCCCCAGUACAUUGAGUUCCCAGCAGCAGGUUAAGACGCCGAGUGGGUGCCGCUGCUCUGAGCACAUCUUUCACCCCGUGUGUGGAGAAAACAACGUGGAGUACAUCUCCCCCUGCUUCGCUGGCUGCACAAACAGCACUGCUAAUUCUUCCACUCCCAAACAAGUGAUCUACAAGAACUGUUCACAGAUCCCUUCUGGGAAUGGGCUGUCCUCUGCCAAGACAGGCUCCUGUCCUCUCAGCUGCUCCCACAUGCUUCUUCCUGCCAUAUUCCUCAUCUCCUUUGCUGCCCUGGUAGCCUGCCUGUCCCACAACCCCCUCUACAUGAUGGUUUUACGGGUGGUGAACCAGGACGAAAAGUCAUUUGCCAUUGGAGUCCAGUUCUUACUAAUGAGGCUGCUGGCCUGGUGCCAGCUGGAGGUGCCACCUCCAGACACAGCAUCUCCCUGCUCUUCUCCUGACAGAUACCUGGGGCUGCAGGUGGGCUACAAGGUGGUGGGCACCGUCCUCCUUGCCCUCAUCAGCUGGAAGGUGAAGAGAAGCAAGGAAUACAACGUGCAGGAGAAGGCGGCGGGGCUGGUGUAG
This is a messenger RNA of Antrostomus carolinensis (chuck-will's-widow), 1247 nucleotides long. RefSeq names its product solute carrier organic anion transporter family member 2A1 (gene SLCO2A1). The transcript has 9 exons. The annotation marks the transcript as partial. Gene Ontology annotation, biological process: transmembrane transport; sodium-independent organic anion transport; prostaglandin transport. NCBI's taxonomy places the organism in Eukaryota, Metazoa, Chordata, Aves, Caprimulgiformes, Caprimulgidae. The record is from RefSeq and is a predicted model, not a curated record. Gene Ontology annotation, molecular function: protein binding; prostaglandin transmembrane transporter activity. Gene Ontology annotation, cellular component: basolateral plasma membrane.